Messenger RNA from Teleopsis dalmanni, 553 nucleotides. RefSeq names its product heat shock protein 26-like. Gene Ontology annotation, molecular function: protein folding chaperone. Gene Ontology annotation, biological process: response to heat; protein refolding. Lineage: Eukaryota; Metazoa; Arthropoda; Insecta; Diptera; Diopsidae. The record is from RefSeq and is a predicted model, not a curated record. The annotation marks the transcript as partial. The transcript has a single exon.
GCAAGAAAACAGUUUCAAGUAUAAAGCAGAUUGUGAAAGUUUGUUUGAAGCAAGUUCUAUCUGAAAUAACCAAAGAAUUAAAAUGUCGCUAAUAUUGAGCAUGUUAGAUGAUUUGGAUCAUGAGAUGCAUAAUCCAUUCUAUGAUUUUGGUAUUGGAUUACAUCCUCAUCAUGUUCAACAUCAGCCACGUCGUCACCAUGAUGCGAUUGCUGCACACGCCAUGCCAUUAGGCGUCUACAAUCGUCCUUUGGUACGUCGUAAUAUGCAACAAAAUGGCGGACCAGUAUCAACUAUCGGCAAAGAUGGUUUCCAAGUUUGCAUGGAUGUGGCUCAAUUCAAACCGAGCGAAUUGAACGUUAAAGUUGUCGACAAGCAUAUCAUUGUCGAAGGCAAGCAUGAAGAACGUGCGGAUAAUCAUGGUUAUAUUUCGCGUCAUUUCGUGCGUCGUUAUUCUUUACCCAAAGGGUAUGAUUCCGACAAAGUGGUUUCAACUUUAUCAUCUGAUGGUGUUCUAACAGUUAGUGUACCAAAACCACAGUUGGAGGAUAAAUCC